Molecule: messenger RNA, 1678 nt
Organism: Colletotrichum godetiae
Lineage: Eukaryota; Fungi; Ascomycota; Sordariomycetes; Glomerellales; Glomerellaceae
Product: Alpha/Beta hydrolase protein
Exons: 6
Coding region: 239-1489 (416 amino acids)
Source: RefSeq, a predicted model, not a curated record
AAAUUAGCUUCUGCACCGUUGCACUCUGUCUCCCACCAUGAUUGAGGACCUGCAUUCUGCCAUUGUUCGCGUGCGAAUUGCUUCACUUCAGUCAGAAGUCCUAAGCAAAACCUCCAGCCGAGAAGUUGUUCGCCGCCGAAGCAGCAGCAAAGUCAAGUCGAUUCACGUUGCCAAGGGUCGAUUGCCACUGUUCACGAAGCAAAGAACCGUUCGGGUUGUUUCUUAGAAAAAUAAAAUCAUGUCGCCGCAUAAGCUUCCGGAGCAGGAUGGCAAGCGGCAGUGGGCGAUGGGCACUGAGGCCUUUGAGAGGACCAUGCCUCAUCACCAGGGUAUCAAGGCUCUCUGGGAGACCAAGUGGAAGUUUCCGUGCACCAAGAGCGUUUAUCCUUUCCACGAUGGGCAGUAUGAGGACUUUGAGCCCAUUUUCGAACACUUGAUCAAGAACAACAUCAAUGAUGGAAACUCCACCGCUUACACGGAAGCCUUCUUCCCCAUCGCCGAGUCUUUGACCUUCAGGGGUGACGAGGCCAUCAUGGCCGGCAACAAGAAGGAAGCAAGCGACUUAUACCUCAGAGCCUGCACGGUCUACCGCAUCGCGCGGUUCCCUUACAUUACGGCAUACCCGGAAAUCAGCUGUCAGGUCAAGUGGAAGGCGUGGGAGGCCCAGAAGCGCGCGUACAUGAAGGCGGCGCAGUCGUGGGAUUGUCCCAUUGACGAGAUUGAUAUCCCACACGCCCACGCCAAGGGUGGAGACUGGAAAUCCAUCCCGGCGUACGUGAGAGUGCCUCAGGGCGCAUCCGAGAGCAAACCCAGCCCCGUGGUAAUCCUCAUGACGGGUCUCGAUGGGUACCGUCCUGACAACACUGUCCGCUCCGACGAGUUCCUUGCCCGCGGAUGGGGUAGUGUCAUUGUCGAGAUCCCCGGCACGGCCGACUGCCCCGCCGAUUCGGCCGACCCCGAGAGCCCCGACCGUCUGUGGAGCAGCGUGCUUGACUGGAUUGCCGCGGAUGGCCGGUUCGACACCAGCCGGGUUAUGGUCUGGGGUCUCAGUUCGGGAGGAUACUAUGCCAUUCGUAUUGCGCAUACGCACCGCGACCGUCUGAUCGGGUCGAUUGCGCAGGGUGCUGGGUGUCAUUAUUUCUUUGACCCCGAGUGGCUGGAGAAGGCUGACGGCCACGAAUAUCCGUUCCAGUUGACGCCCGCCAUGGCCAUGAAGCAUGGUUACAAGUCCGUGGAGGAAUACAAGUCGGGUGUGCAGAAGAAGUUUUCACUGCUGGAGACUGGUAUCAUUGAGCAGCCCUCGACGCGUCUGCUGCUCAUCAACGGUACUUUGGACGGACUGAUGCCCAUAGAGGACUCCAUGAUGCUGUUCGAGUACGGCACGCCCAAGGAGGCCAGGUUCUUCUCCGGGGCGCUGCACAUGGGAUAUCCCAUGGCCAACGGGUCGGUGUAUCCUUGGAUGGAGAGCGUCAUGUCUAGCAAGAUCUAGGCCUAGUGGAUGUAAUUAGAACCGUCGUGUAAGCUGUAGUAAUGUUGCAUGGUUCACGACACUUGGACUAUUCGUUUCGCGGCAAUGGGCUUUCAACCCAUCCUUGAAUGGUCAUUUGUUCUUCAUUAUUCUCAUCUAGACAGUUGACAGCCCUCACCAUACCUAGGUAUCUUCCGUCUCCCAGAACCU